Molecule: messenger RNA, 14524 nt
Organism: Schistocerca gregaria
Lineage: Eukaryota; Metazoa; Arthropoda; Insecta; Orthoptera; Acrididae
Gene: Gyf
Product: GRB10-interacting GYF protein 2
Exons: 24
Coding region: 8517-13262 (1581 amino acids)
Molecular function (GO): protein binding
Source: RefSeq, a predicted model, not a curated record
ACUCAGUAUUCCAAAUUACAUCGUUAGUGUCAAUCAUUAAAAAAAAAAAAACCUGUUUCCAUCACAGGCAUACUCACUACUACUUACAUUCUGUGGUACUCACAAUAUUGCAAAGAAUUAACAAAGCAAAAGAGUUUACAAACUUUCUUGAAAAAAGUAAAAUAUUUACCACAGUAUAUUGUCAUCUUAUAAAUGAAUAAAGAAAUAAAUUUAAUAAUUAAUGUUUGAUUGUGCAAUUAAUAAUAUUAAUUUUAAUUAUGCCAGAUAUUUCAUAAUUUCAAAUAUUUGUGCAUAAGAAUAACUCCAACAGUACACACAGAGUGUAGCAAAUCAAUAUCCAUUUUAGCCUGAUAUAUAAUAUAUUAUAUACGAAAUCAAACAAAAUUGUUUCAGUGAAACAGCCAAGAUAACGUACACCUGUACGAGAUUUGAGAUUAAUCCUGGUAUUGGCUACUUCUAUAGAAAAAAGGUUAUGUAAGAAAAGUGUGUCCCAUUAUAGGCUGUGUUGAAGAAUGUCACUCAAGGAUGAGACGUACCCCACCUUGAUAACAUAUAACCCAUACCCCUCCAGAUAAACCCCAGCCCGCCCUUCCUCACGAGCCCUACGACUUCACCGUGCACUGCGGGGUCUCACACUCAGUCGUCUCGAGGAAGGAAGUGAAUCUCAUCAACAGCCAUCCUGUGUUCACCCCCACAGACUGGGGUCAUGUCGUUGCAGUCUCAGCUGCGGAAAGAGUAAGAUAGAAGAGUAAGAUAGAAGAUAGCCCAGCAGUUGCCUCCAGUGCUGGCAAAUCCAGUUCCCAAAGGUCUGGACAAGAUCAAGUCACGCCUCUUGCUGGAUCUCCAGCAUCUGCAGUUUCUCCAUCUACCAGGGUUCCCACCACAAGGAACAUCAGGCCAUUCCACAUCGAGAUUAAGGAUGUCACAGUGUCCUGCAGGAGAGCUUCUGUAAAGUUUGGAAGGUAGGAGGCGAGGUACUGGUGGAAUUAAAGCUGUGAGGACGGGGCGUGAGUCGUGCCUGGGUAGCUCAGUUGGUAGAGCACUUGCCCGCGCAAGGCAAAGGUCCCGAAUUCGAGCCUCGGCCCGGCACACAGUUUUAUUCUGCCAGGAAGUUUCACAUUCGAAGCGUAUGUUCGUCAUCGCCAUACAGGCAUAUCACCCAGGGUGAUGGUAUGGGGUGUCAUUGGUUACACAUCUCGGUCACCUCUUGUUCGCAUUGACGGCACUUUGAACAGUGGACGUUACAUUUCAGGCGUGUUACUGCCUGUGGUUCUACCCUUCAUUCAAUCCCUGUGAAACCCUACAUUUCAGCAGGAUAAUGCAUGACCGCAUGUUGCAGGUCCUGUACGGGCCUUUCAGGAUAUAGAAAAUAUUUGAGAGGUGCCCUGGCCUCUCCAGAUCUCUCACCAAUUGAAAACGUCUAGUCAAUGGUGGCCAAGCAACUGGCUCGUCACAAUACAUCAGUCACUACUCUCGAUGAACCAUGGUAUCGUGUAAAGCUGCAUGGGCAGCUGUACCUGUACACGCCAUCCAAGCUCUGUUUGACUCAAUGGCCAGGCAGAGCAAGGGCGUUAUUACGGCCAGACGUGGUUGUUCUGGGUACUGAUUUCUCAGGAUCUAUACACCCAAAUUGCAUGAAAAUGUAAUCACAUGUCAGUUCUAGUAUAAUAUAUUUGACCAAUGAAUACACGUUUAUCAUCUGCAUUUCUUCUCGGGUGUAGCAAUUUUAGUGGCCAGUAGUGUAUUAAUUUUGUGUCAUGUGCGUUAGCCUUGUUCCAUUUCUUGUAGAUUACUGGUGGCAACUUACGAGAGACAUUCAGUAAGUAAUGCUACAUAUUUUUCUUCUUGGCCAAUUUUGGUUGAAAAAAAAAAAAAUUGCAGACUUUGUUUUGAGAUGAUGUGGAAUAUACCUGCUUCAGCCCCUACUGUUCCAGGAAGUUUUGAUACGUAGCAGACUACACAUAGACUUCAAAUAGGUAUCUGUAAUGGAGGUCCAUUCCCAAGCAGAGAGCCGUCAUUGAGUUUCUUUUGGUGGUAAACCAGAACAUUGCACAUAUUCAUAGGUACUUGCAGAGUGUCUAUGGAGACCUGGCAGUGAACAAAACCAUGAGUGUCACCUUCUGACAUGCUUCUGUUUGGUCCAAUGAUGGGUGCUAACUGUGGGAAGCAAUACAUGGAUGAGGGGGGAGAAGGGGGGGGGGGGUGUUACUGAUGCAGCAAGACUUUGGCUCUGUCAACCAGCAAAGUAGUGCCACACGAGAAUACAGACCCUCACGCCUCACAGUAAGAUGGUGUACAGCUGUUGCAUUGAAUGGAGAUUAUGUUGGAAAAUAGGGUUUUUUAGCCAAAAGAAUUGGGAAUGAUCUGGUGUAUUUGAAUUCUGAAACAAAGUUGUGUUCAGAAAAAAAAAAAAUGCUGCAUUACUUAUUAAAUGCCCCUUGUAGUUCAGUCAGUCAGUCAUGUUUACAGUGUGUGUUCUAUGUAAAUAAUUCAUCCACAUUUCAAGCUUUGACAUUAUGAUGAGGCAGAGGUAACUGAUAUGCACUGCAGAACAAGUGUCCCUUGAAAGUAGUUCUGUGCAACUAUAAAGCAGAUAAACAACUUCAAGUUUAAAUUCUUGAAGUAAACAGUUGUAGGUAAACACACAAUGCUCUAUGAAAAUACAGAGUAACUGGCAUGAAGAAAAGGUGUUACUCAGCUGUAAAAUUCAAUGACAGCAAAGCAACCAAUGAAAACAGUUUUAUAAACCACAACAAGAGUAAUAACUUAUGACACUAGAUGGCAUUUCACCAUCAGAGAUUUAACAACUGUAUACAUUUCAAAGAUGUUUAUUUUCACAGUUUCAGUUGUGCGACAUAAAUGACUAAUGAUUAGUUUCAAUCAUAUGUAAUGAUCAUCUUCAGGGCUGAGAGCUCACCACUGCUAAGCAGCCAAUAUCCUUUGAUAAACACAAUCAGCGUUGAGUUAAUUGUGUAACUUCAGGAAAAUUACUUUUACCAAAAGAUUUUGACUGAUCACCAAUGGUAAACAAUCAGAUCUGAAGAUGAUUACAUAUGAUCCCGACUAGCCAUCAGCCAUUUAUGUCGUGCAACUCAAGAAUGAAAAAAAAAAGUCAUUAAAAACAAACUAACUGCCAGUCCCAAGCCCGAGGCCUCAUCUCGCAGGCAAUGAGGAAGGAGGAGUAACACCUCGUAAAAAAAUCCUGGGUCCAUUUGGCUCUGGAUGGUAGCACCCUGUGAGGGCCCCUGCCUAGGGUUACAGGUGAAGCCCAGUCAACAGUCUCAAAGGCAUAAGAGGAAUCCUAACUCCCAACAGCAGAGAGAGCAGAAGAACCUAAUGGUGAAAACCAUGAAAAAUAAUCAUUUUGGACUAACAAUCCGAUGUUACCCUGGAAUUCAUUUCCUACCAUGUACAAUUUCAAUUGCAGAAUGGAAAAUCUGCUAGCAGAAAGCACUACCCCAGGUGGUAACUUGAAAGAGGAAGCCACCAUUGCUUUAUGCAAUGCAUUGGGACCUAGGGUUCUGAAGAGUCCCAACAUCUGCAUUAAGGAUGAGUCAGAGCAUCCUUGGUAUCCUUCCAUACUCAAUUUGAAAAGGAAAUUAUUUGCAGGCACCUUGAACGUAAACUCAUUACUAAAAAUUGGUAAACGAGAAGAACUUGAAAUUCUCUUAGAUAAGCACGAAAUACAAAUUUUAGCAGUUCAAGAAACUAGAUUUUUGAAUGAAAAUGUUACAGAAACCAAAAACCAUAGAAUUUUUAAGGGUAAACCAGCAAUAAAAAUAAUGAAAGGCAUGACAAUACUUGGCUCCGCUUUCUAUGUUCACAAAAAUUUAGUAGAUAACAUUACAGAAUUCAAAUCCAGUUCGGAAAGACUAUCUCUUCUCACUGUUAAAUGCAAAAAUAAACAGUAUACCUUUGUCAUGCUCCAACAAUGAUGACAAUAAGAAAAAUCCAAGUAAAGUAGAAGCAUUCUGGGAAUUUGUAGAAUAAGAAAUAUCAAAAAUUCCAAAACCAAACGUUUUUACACUAAUGGGGGAUUUUAAUGCACAAAUAGGGAGGGAAAAAUUAUUCCGAAAAAAUAAUAGGAUAUUAUCCAGCUCGUAAAAGAACAAACAAAAAUGGCACAAGACUAAUCAGUUUUUGUAGAACAUUUCAGUUCAAGGUAAUGUCAACCUUCUUCAAAAAAUUACCAAAAAAGGAAAAAAAAACAUGGAUCUCUCUGAAUCCAGUGCUAGGGGAGUUCCAGUUAGAUCACGUGGCUAUUUCUAAAUGCAAUUUUAAAUAAAUCAUGAAUGUAAAAGUAGCAAAAAUCAGGGAAUUUGAUUCUGAUCAUUACCCAGGAAAAUUAAACUGAAAUUUCUCCCUAAUAAAAACCAAAAGAGACAGCAAAAAAUAAUUAAAUAUAAAAGACAGACAUACUCAACAUCACCAAAGAGGCAAUAAAAAAUUUUCAGGAAGAAAUUGUAGGCACUAAAUAAGGGAAAUGGGAAGAAAUAUCAAAAGAAAUUAACAGGGCAGCAAAAAAUGUAUUUGGAACAACAAAAAUGAAGAAGAAAGCCUGGUGGAAAGAAAUCUGUGAAGCAGCAGUUACAGAAAGAACAAAACAGGGGAAGAAAUGGAAAUGUUCUGGGAAGCCUGAAUACCUUGACACAUUUACAAUGCAAAGGAAAGAAACAGCAAGAACAGUAAAGUGCACUAAAAGAUCUUUUGAGAAACCACAACUUCUUGACAUACAAAACUAUUUUGUAAAAAAUAACUCCAGAAUUUCUAUCAGAUGUUUAAAAGUCGUCUAAAGGGCUACAAAGCUCCAAAUAUUUGCUACACAGACGAAAAUGGUAAAGUAGGCCUAAGCAACAGCCAGAAUUGUGAAAUACUUAGAAAGUACUUUGAAAGAUUAUUGAACUGUGAAGAACCAAACUGUAAGCUAGAAUUUCCAGAUCUCCGUGAAAAUACAGAAGCAGAUCCGCCACCUACAGCUGAAGAAAUUAAAAAAAGCAAUAAUUACCAUGAAAAACAACAAAGCCAGUGGAGAAGACUCAAUUACAGCUGAACUUAUUAAAUGGUCUCAACCAAAAAUAAUAAAUAAUCUUCAGCUCAUGUUUGAAGAAAUAUGGGAAACUGAAUAGAUACCAGCAGACUGGAAAGUGGCUCUUAUCCAUCCCUUACACAAGAAAGGCGAUAAGCAAAGUGUAAAUAACUACAGAGGUAUAUCUUCGUUGCCAGUGGGUUAUAAAAUACAACACUACUAAACAAGGUAGAAGCAACACUUGAUAGCCACUUGAUAGCCAAUUGGGAGAGUAUCAGAGCGGAUUUAGAAAGGGCAGAUCUUGCUCAGAACAGAUUUUCAACCUAAAAUCCAUAAUUCGUCACAGACUUACAAACUCCAAAGAUAUAGUUGUAACAUUAACAGAUUUUGAAAAGGCAUUUGACGCAGUUGAUGGGGAAACAUUAGAUAAAUUAGCAAACCUUAUUCGUGAAACGAUCACAGACACCAAAUCAAAAGUAAAGAUUCAGGGUGAAAUAUCGAAGGCAUUCAACAUAACAACAGGUGUCAGGCAAGGUGAUGGCCUUUCUCCACUCGUCUCUAACAGCGUACUAGAGAAAAUAGUAAGAAAAUUGAAACGAAAAGAAGCUAUCACCAAUCAAGCUGGGAACUAAAAACAAAUGUAUUGAAAUUCACUGUUUAACAUUUGCGGACUACUUUUCCAUUCUUUCUGAAGACCUAAGAAAUGCAGGAAUACAAACCAGUCUCUUAGAAGAAAUAGCCAACAAAGCAGAUUUCAGAAUAUCUGCAUAAAAAAACAAAAUUUAUGACAAAUAUAGAAAAAUGCUCCAAAAUCCCUAGCGACAGAUAUUGGCCAGAUAAAAACGGUAAACAAAUUUAAAUAUCUGGGAGAAAUUAUUCAAGAAAAUGGCUUAGAAAAAUUCGCUAUGGAAGAAAUAGUACAUAGAAUGGAGAGAGCUUAUGGAAUAACUAGGAAUGUCUACAACAAAAGGUGUCUGUCUAAAAAUUUGAAGAUACAGCACUACAAAACAGUAGUAAAACCAGAAUGUCUUUAUGCAAGUGAAUGUUAAGUACUACAGAUUACACACACUUGAAGCCCUAGAAAGAAAAAUCAUUCAAAAAACACUUGGACCACCAAAAAAUACAGAGGUAUGGAAAUUAAGAAGCAAUGAAGAUGUUAAUCGCAACAUAGAAAACAUACGUGAAACACUACGAAAGAGGUGACUGGUAUUUUUUGGACAUUUAUUACAGAAUGAACAACAACAGGUAACCAAACACACUUUUUAAUAUCUUUGGGACAAGAAGUCAACAAUAGGCUGGAUUCAAGAAGUUAGGAAGAUUUGGUAAGAAACAACGUAAGUGAAAAAGAUGCAACAGAGAGAGAGAUUUUGAAGAGGAAAGUGUUAAAAAUGGAAGGAUUCCAAGGCAAGAGGGAGAAUAAGACAGGGUCAAAAUGGUUGGAAAAGAAAAAAAGGAUACAUAGCGAAAAGAUGAAAGAAUACUGGAAGAAAAAGAAAGAACAAAAAAAAAAAGCAGCAUUGAAAUUGGUGUGUGGGCCUUAGGUGACCCAAACAAAGAAAGAAGAAGCUAACUGCAAACAGAAAAUAUAAUGAGGCAAGGUAAUUCCAUGGCUAGUAAAGGAAACAAUAGAUAUAUAAAACUUCAUCCCCUGUAGCAACAAAUACGUAUCAUUAGUAUAGAUUAAAUAUCAACACAUGCUCUCAAAAUAUACAAACACAAAUAAAAUUGAACUAAUUUAAAAGACAUACUGCUCUUAAAAUAAUUAAAAUCGUUUCCUCAUGCAAAAGAUUUAUCACAUAACAAAGCGUAAUGCAUCUAUUUUAACUUCUCUCCUUUGUCUUACCCCUGCACAAAAGUUUCAUGUAACCUUUGUUAAGGAGAACAGGAUGUUGGUGUUUUCUUCAACUUUGUAGUUACUAAGUUAGCCAACUGAGUGCAUAAAUAAUAAAUAAGCCAUUCCAAAACAAAGCACAAAAAUUUGUAGCGCUCUUUGUGGACAUUACUGAUGUAAGAACACAGUUUCAUGUAGGGUCAAAACCACUGCACAGCAUUCUCACACUUGGGGGAGACAGGAAGUUUAGUGUGUUACUCUGUUGCCAUCUGAAUCAUUAGAGACUGAGCUCCACCUCUGCUGGACAAGAACUGCAAAAGACAUCAGGCACAGCCUACUGCAAGGUUCAUUCCAGAAAAAUUUAUCUACAGUUAAUUAAGGCAACUAUGGCAUUCCCAGACCUAGAUGGCCAAUCAUGUAUUUCAAAAAACUACCAUUCAAUGCAUAUACGGUGUAUUAAUUGCUGUGCCACCUUGCUCUAUAGAUAAAUAAAUAAAGGUUCUCUCGAUGACUCAUUUUGUAAUAAUUUUACCAAAGCAUUUCAGUCAUUACAUAAAGCAAAUUAAUGAAACAACUAUUAAUUAUCCCUGCUGAAAAUGCACAACUAAUUAUUUCACCUCAUUUAUAAAUAUGGUUUAAUGAAACAGAGGUACUAACUUCUCAUGGCUUGAACACCAGUUUACAUUGUAUCUAUAAGGGUAAAUAUUCUGUAUACAUGUAAGAUUAUUUAAUUUCACUCAAAUUUAUUGCGUUAUAAUCGGAAGCUACACUUUAUCUAUUAGAGGCAACAUCGAAGUUAAGAAAUAUCGUUUUGGUAACUUUGCUCGUGCAACAAACGGCAUGCAAGACAGAACAACUAAUCCUCUCUCUAAAUUCUCAUAGCCCUCAGCCCACGUAGUUUAUGUUUCUACGGCCACGAAAACAUCUUUGGAUACACACGCCAAACAUCUUUGAGAAUCUUUAGAAUUGCAUUGGUUUCAAAUGACAAGUCGAUUGUUGUUAUAUUUAGAAUAUUAGCAAGUUUGGUGCUAAUAAGACCGUUGUUCACGUGACCUUUUGUUGCUCAUGCGCUGAAUUUUCUGCGUCGGCCAUAUUGCUGUGCUGCUUCUACAGAUAGUCACGGCGAGAUACAUAGGUAUUUAAUUUUAUACAUACUGAAUCGAAGCAGUUGCCUUAAUACGGAAAGACGUUUGUCGAAAAAGAUAAUUUGUGUUAUUAGAGUUACUGUCAUGCGCUCAUUCGGGACUGUUUAUAAAGAAAUACACACAUAAAUACAACCAGAUUGAAGAAGUCUAUGUGGCUGUGUGCUGACACUCACUAAUUUUUCUUCAGUAGUUCAACGGAGUAUUUUUUGAAGUGAGCGGCGUAUUUCUUUCAUUAGUAUCCAUUUGGUACUAUCUGUUAGGAAACCCGAAUUUCCAGUUGAAUUUUUGUGGUUUGCAACCUCGACGUCCUUCUGUUCGUAUACUUUUAAGGCGUGUGUUAUUUUUGUUGUAUUAAGGGCAUUCAGCUGUUUUGAGUUAAAGAGAACUUGAGUUUUGACCUUGUGACAUAUCUCCGAAAGUGAAUAGUUCCAGUUGAUCGUCAGGAGACUUGUUAAUUCAAAUAUAGUUGCAAGUAGCCUUAAGAAGAUAUCUUUUCCUGUUGCAGUCCUCUGCGAUGGCUGAUUCUCUGAAGUUUGGACCUGAAUGGCUGCGCACGCUGAACCAGUCACUGGCUGCGUCAGCUGCUGCGAACAAUGCCUGCACGCCGCCUUCCAGCGAGGGCAGUAGUAGGGGUGGGGGCGGGCAUGGGCCCUCGACGACGACUGCGGGGGUGGGGGCGGGGCCGACGGUGCCGCGGCCUGCGCUUACCCUCGCUCGGCACCGGUACGGCCGUGAGGAGAUGUUGGCCCUGUUCGACCCGGGCCUUCCGCCCCCGCCUCCAUCGCCCGCUGCCCUUGCCGUGCUCUUCGUGGAGCGCGCUCAGCCACCUCUUGCUUUGGUGCAGAUGUCGGAUGAUGAAACACGGGUGUGGAACCGAGGCGUGAAUAGCGACGCAGUCCUGAGGAUGUCGAAGAGCACGGGUGCCGGCGGCCCCUCGGGUCAGCCGACUUCGGGGCCGGGCGGAGUGGGCGGGAGGGGAGGCGGCCUCGGGGUGACGGGCGGGCCCGGCGGCCUCCGGGGACAGUCGCGCAGCCUCGGCAUCCCGGGCAGAGGUGCUGGCAGUGGGCCCGGCCCCGGCGUGCUGUCCGGCUCCGCCCCCUUCUACCGCUACGACGACUCGAGUGCUGCCGGCGGUGACAGUGGUGGGGACGGCAUCCGCGGUGGCAGCAUCGGCUCCCUCAGGCCCGGCCGACCGUUCGUCAGGAUGCAGAGUUCAGAGCGCAACUGGUCGGAUCGUAAUGGCACGGACCACGAGUGGGGCGGGGGUUCCGGACCGGGCAGCUCCGCCCUCGGCACCAGCCCCCGCAAGGACUUCGGGCGCGGCUUCGACAGCUGGCGGAGGCAGGGGCGCAACACGGUCAACUCCGAGCAGGACGACGACCCACCGGCUCCUGGAGGUUGGAGGAGCUCUACCACCAAGUGGAGUGGUCGCACCGGUGGCAGUAGUUGGCGCUCGGACUCUGAACCUAACAAGGACGCGGGCGGCUGGUCGGUCCCACGCAGUAACAGCAACUCGUGGGGCGACGACCACAUAUCAUCCCGCGGUCCCCACCCGCACGUGCACAGGCCUUGGGAUCCACAGCCGCACGCCCACACUCACCCUGCGGCGCACGGGACGGACAGCGACUCUGUGUCUGGGCCACUGCCCGAAUGGGCGACAGAGACGCCAACCGAGUCGAGGGGUAGCUUUGACGCUUCGGGGGCAUUCCACGGAGGAACUCCCCUGUCUGAUGACGAGGAUGGUAGUGGAGGUCACAGUACUGCUCGUGGACAACGCCAUUCUGCUCUGUCGGGAGAUCCCGGCAAGAGGGCCGGGUCACCGCUCACGCAGCGUGACACUGUCCCACCGGGAGUGUCGCGGUCGGCAUCACAGAACGGUAUUGGAGACCCGGCAGAACGGCACAUUCGACCAAUGCAGGAGGUGACCAAGAGUGCUUCUACUGGCAGCGAUUCGCCUAGGAGUGUAACAUCGAGGAGCAAAGAUCGAUCUGGUGGCACCGAAGAUGUCGAGUCGCGUCGUACUGCCACGGAAAAGCAGACACCACCACCACCACCGGCACCUUCGAUCGCCCCGUCUGACAGGGGCAGAGAGAGGGAGAGGACCUCGAGCAGGCCCGACGAGGAGAUGGAGCGAAUGCGCGAGGUGGCGGACGACCUGGUGGCGAAGCUCAUGGAGGACGAGGACCACCGUACGGGUGUGCCCCCACCCACGUCCGUCCCGCCCGGCAGUGACAAGUGGUACUACCGUGACCCGCAGGGGGAUGUCCAGGGACCAUUCUCAUCGAGUGAGAUGCUGGACUGGUUCCGUUCGGGAUACUUCAACCUGACGCUGUUGGUGCGGCGAGCGUGUGACGAGCGCUACUCGUCUCUAGGUGACAUCAUUAAGCUGUGGGGGAGGCUGCCUUUCACGCCUGGUGGACCACCUGUGCCUCCUAUUAAGGCAGACGCAAUCCCCCCCGUCUCUUCCGUUUCUGUGCCACCGCUGGUGCCUGCGGCGCCACCGCCCACAUCCGACAUCCUUUCGGAUAGCCACGGCCAUAAUCUGCUGAUGCAACAGUAUCAGUACCAGUACACCAUGCUGCAGAGACAACUGCUUCUGGGGCAGCAGGCGGCGGUGCACGCGGCAGCCCAGGCGGCUAUCGGCGAGCUGUCCCAGUCGGACCGCUGGGCCACACUCUCCCCCAUCGAGCAGAGGCGGCUGGUGACAGAGCGGCUGGCACUGCACCAGAUGCUGGGUGUGCCGCCGUUGGUGCCCCCCGUGUCGGUGCCUCCGCCGUCCAUUGUGGACCUCUUCUCGGUGGCCGCGGCGCAACAGCAGCCGGGACCGCAGCCCGCACAGCAGCCGCCGCCCCCACCCCCGUCCGCGCAACCCCAGCCCGUGUCCGCGACCAACCCCGUUGCCCAGCUCAUCUCCCAGAUGCAGAUGGGAGCAGUAGCUGCCGCCGUUGCCCCGAAAGAACACCAACCGCCGCCACCGCACGCCCUGGUGGAUCCGCUGCAGCAGCUGAUCCAGCAGAUGAGCGGCGGCCUGCCGUCGGUGUCAUCGGCCCCCAGUGUCCCACCUCCCGGCGGCCAACCGCUCGGAGGUGGCAUAGGACUCGAUUCGGACGGUCCCGGCAGGACUUUGCUGCAGACAUUGAAUGCGGGGAAGCCUCCCGCUAUGCCUCCGCCGCGGCUUCCACCUGUGCAGGUAGACUCCGUGUGGGGUGGCAGCGUGCCUGCCGGCUACAGCUUGGGAGUGGGAACUGCUGCACCCUGGAUGAAUGCAGCAGUGACGACGCCCACGCCACCUGUCUCGUCGACAUCGUCCGUGCCUCCCGGGCAGCUUCCUUCGUUGCCUAUGUCGCUGUGGGAUUUGGCUCAGCAGCAGGGAAAAGACAUAAAGACAGAGCACCAGGUGCUUGAAGAACAACUCAGGGCUGAAGAAGAAAGGAGACUGGAGGAACAAAGAAAACGCGAGGAGAAUGAAGAAGCUAUGCGGAAGCAAAAGGAGCUGUUGGAAAAGGAGGAGGAAGAGAAGAGAAAACUAAAAGAGAAAGAAGAUGAGGAAAAGAAGAAGAAAAAGCGACAAGAAGAGGAGGAAGAGAAGAAGAAGCGAAAGCAACUGGAGGAGGAAGAUAAGAAGAAGAAGAAACAGCAGGAGGAGGAAGAAAGGAGACGGAAGAAGCAACAGGAAGAGGAGGAGAAGAAGAGAAAGAAACAGCAAGAGGAGGAGGAGAGGCGCAAGAAGAAAGAGGAGGAGCGGAGAUUGCGCGAGCAGGAGGAGGAAGAGAAGCGGCGGAAGAAGGAGCAGGAGGAGGCAGAGCGUCAGCUGAAGGAGGAGGAAGAGAGGGAGAAGAAGAAGAGACAGCAGGAGGCGAAGAAGAUUGAAGAAGCAAUGAAAAAGGAAAAAGAGAAGGCAGCACAAAAACGGGAAGAAGAAAAGAAGCGUAAAGAAGCUGAGAAGGAAAAGAAGAAAAAAGCAGAAGAAGCAAAGAAGAAAGAAGAAGAAGAGAAAAAGAAGCAGGAGGAGGAGGAGAGAACGAGGCAGCGGCGGCAAGAACAACAGGAAAAAGCACUGCGCAAGCUACAGGAACAGCAGGAGAAGGCGCGCCAGGCGGCAGCACUGCGGCCCGCACCCUGGACUGCUGCACCUGCGCCGCCCGCCGCCACCGUGCAGCAGCCGCUCACCGAGAUCCAGCGCCAGGAGCGGGAGCGCGAGAGGCAGCUGCAGCUACAGCAGCAGCAGUUGCAACAGCAGCAGCAACAGCAGCAGCUGCUGCAACAGCAACAGCAGAAUGCGAAUGCAGCGGCACAGAACUCCGCAGGUGCGCAGACUGGCAACGGCAGCAGCGUGUUGGGAGGCCUACAGCUGCGGUGGGCGGAAGUGAAACCGCCGGUGCCCGCCGCAAAGUCGCUGACGGAAAUUCAGCAGGAGGAGCAGGAGAACCUUGCCAAGCAGCAGCUGGAGCGCGAACGGCUGCAGCAGCAGCAACAGCAGCAGCAGGCGGCAGCGGCACCCACCGUUGCCACGGCCAGCAUCUGGGGGUCGGCUUCCCAGUCACUGUCGUGGGCUGCUUCUGUCAGUGCCGCCUCGCCCUGGGGAAACACCGGUGUCAAUUCCAACUCCACUGGUUCAGGCUUCUGGGAGGACGCGGCCAAAACCUCUGCAGCUGUGCCUAUUUCAAAGAGCCGAUCUGCCACAAACCACAACAACAACAUUAUCAACAAUAACUCAUCGGGCAACAACAAGAACAGUGGUGGCAAUGCCAACACCACACAGCCAUGGAAAAACAUGCCAGCGAAUACGAAAACGCGCAGCAAGAAAGAGGAGGCCGUGGUCAUGAAGCUGUUCGAGCCUCGCCCUGACGAGUUCACACAGUGGUGUACGGAUGCGCUCGGAUCUCUGAAACACUCCAUAGAUGUGCCGACAUUUGUGGCAUUCCUGCGAGACAUCGAGUCGGCGUACGAAGUGAAGGAUUACGUGAGGGUGUACCUGGGCGAGGGUCGUGAUGCACAGGAGUUCAGCAGGCAAUUCCUCGAGCGUCGCAGCAAGCUGCAGCAGCAGAAGGCCGCGCGGGAUCGCACGCCCGAGGAUGACCUCAGCACUCCUGCGCCGGCAAUUACGCCCUCGCAAGAUUUCCACGAGGUUAAGGGAAAAGGGAAGAAAGCGAAGAAGAGUCGAAUGUACAAAGUGGACAGCCGCAUCCUGGGUUUCAGCGUAACUGCCGCUCAAGACAGGCUCAACGUCGGGGAACGGGAUUUUGGAGAUGGCAUGUGAGGGUGCAGGGAGAAAGGAACAAUGUGAAUUACAAUCCUGGUGCCGCAGCUGUGUAACAGGUUGUGCGCUGGCGCGGCUUUCUGCCUACCGCCUACGCGUACAGUGUCACUCUGUUCACCGAGCUCCGACUGCAGAACUUGCAUCACCUCGACGAGUGUGCUUUAGUGACCCGGUCUCCUGUUUUUGAGUCUCAGCUUUGUCUGUUGCCGGUGCUUUGCACCCGAAAUGCGAGUGGACUGUCGGCGGGAAUGUGUGGAAUGUGUCGCUGAUGCCGCUUAUCGUUUUCGGGUACGGGAGAACGAGUACCGCUAUUUGCCGGAAGUCGGAGCUCUGGCGGCAGCUCACCUCCUUCGAAAGGUGCAGAUGUGCUGGAGUGUCGGUCUUUAAUUUAUUAAAUCCUGUCACGACUGACUGAAACAAAAUAGAGUCACUGUUGUUAUUUUUGUUUCUUCCUCCUUCUUUCUUCUUCUCAUUUUUAUUAGACCUUGCUACUUUUCGAUAAUUUUAUUUUUGAAAAAUUUAAAAAGAAAUGCUUGUCAUUUCUCAGGCACUACUGGUGGUGUUACUCAGUUACAAAAUUUGGACUGGCAACAGAACUUCAUUUACCUUGGCAUAUUUCAGAGUGAAAACCCAUAGUAUUUCCCUGAGUGUUUCUUUAAAAAAUAAUUGUUGAAUCCCUACUUUCCAAUGAGUCUCCCAAAUGAAUAAAAUUUUUUGAAGCAAAUGUUUUACGUGCACAACAGUAUUAUUUGUGUUUUGAAAAUGUUUUUGAGAUUCAUGAAAUGAUAUUUGAAUAUUUUCCAAAAGAUUGUCAAAAGAGAGUAGGUUGCAUUCGAUAGUCUGUAAUUCAUUUUUCUUGGGCAGGUGUUGAAAUGCAGUUUUGUGCCUUUUAAGUGUGUGAUGGUUGAGAGAUUUCCUGUUGAAGAGUGAUUAUGACUGUGUAUAAAAUUUGACACUUAAGUUGGUUUUGUUAUCAGCCAUUUUAUCAGAGCAGACAAAUAUUAGGAAGAAAAAAAGAGAGAGAAAUAAAGAGUAAACGUAUUCUGAAUUUUUUUUCCUCUCAGGUAUAAAUGCUGCAAAUCUGUGGCACUGAUCCUGUAAUGUUACUCACUGCAAAAAAAAAAAAAAUUAAAAAAAAUCACAUGAUAUUGACUUAACUGCCUGUGAAUGUAUUCUUUGCCAACAUUAUUCUUACUAGGCAAAUAUUUAUAGAGAACAUGUUGUUAAUGCAAAUAAAUUGAUAUAAUCGUUAAUGAAAGAGA